AACCUGGAAUCUCUUGAUAUCGAACUGAAUCGUAGUCAAGCGCCUUGCCAUUGGGCCAUUAGGCCGAUGCUAAUUUCAGAUGAAUUUGCUUCGAUGGAAACUUUUUCUUUUAGUACCAAUAUAUCCUCUUUUGCAAGCUACCUCCAGCCUUACUCUAGCAUCAGCAACGCCACCCAGUCAUCCCAUCUCUCCCCAUCUUCGCAUCGCUCGUACUUACUACCAAGUGCAUCCCGAUCUCAACGGAACUUUCUCUCAUUCGCAUAUGCACACUACCAACGCCCCCGCUAGCGCUCUACACCGAAUCGCGCAAAUGACGCCACUGGCGUCAUCGCUUCCCCUUCCCUUUCCCCCCAACCCACGUGUCGUAAACCCGGAUAACGUGUAUGUUGCACGCGGACGUUUUUUUUUUUUCGUUAACCUUCCCAUUCCUUCAAAAUGAAGAAAGGUCCACGGCUCCACCUUUUC
This is a messenger RNA of Bipolaris sorokiniana ND90Pr, 465 nucleotides long. RefSeq lists its product as uncharacterized. Lineage: Eukaryota; Fungi; Ascomycota; Dothideomycetes; Pleosporales; Pleosporaceae. The record is from RefSeq and is a predicted model, not a curated record. The coding region runs from base 80 to 439 and encodes 119 amino acids. The transcript has a single exon.